Ananas comosus (pineapple) is the source of this 883-nucleotide messenger RNA. Its product is annotated as lon protease homolog 2, peroxisomal-like. Gene Ontology annotation, cellular component: peroxisomal matrix. The record is from RefSeq and is a predicted model, not a curated record. Lineage: Eukaryota; Viridiplantae; Streptophyta; Magnoliopsida; Poales; Bromeliaceae. Gene Ontology annotation, biological process: protein catabolic process; protein targeting to peroxisome; protein processing. Bases 106 to 351 code for a protein of 81 amino acids. The transcript has 3 exons. Gene Ontology annotation, molecular function: ATP-dependent peptidase activity; ATP binding; serine-type endopeptidase activity.
UUUCCUGCUGGUGCCGUGCCAAAGGAUGGACCAUCGGCAGGAGUUACUUUGGUGACAUCGCUUGUUUCACUAUUCAGUCAAAGGAAAGUUAGAGCAGACACUGCAAUGACCGGAGAAAUGACUCUGAGGGGCCUUGUAUUACCAGUUGGUGGCAUCAAGGAUAAGGUAUUGGCAGCUCAUCGUUAUGGCAUCAAGAGAGUAAUCUUGCCGGAACGGAAUUUGAAGGACCUAACUGAAGUCCCAUCGGCCAUUCUAUCUGGCAUGGAGAUUUUGCUUGUGAAGCGUAUUGAGGAAGUACUGGAACACGCAUUUGAAGGUGGAUGCCCCUGGAGGAAACAUGCUAAGUUAUAGCAUUCUCCAGUGUUCUCCAUUCGUGGAGUAAAUAUUGAUGGAACUGCCGUUUUCGACCAGAUUUAGGGCAUCCUGAUUGACAAUGGCAGAUGCGAUCGUAUCAGCACGCAUCCAACAUGCGGAACCGAGCCAUUGGAUAAGAUAUCUACAGAAAAUAUAAAAUAUGGGCUCAGUAUUAGCCAGUGUAAUGUCCUCGAAAGAUUGACCUGAAUGAGUUAUAUAAUCCCCGCUUUAGAGCAUUAGCCGUUUCUAGCCGAUCCUAUAAUUAUAUUUGGGAUCAAAGGUUUAGUUAUCGUUGUUAUUGCUGCCGCUGCUGCCACAGAGCAUGUAGCUAUCGUUGUGCUACGAACUCCCGAUUUGGCUCAGCAGCUUGUGUAAGGCUAGUCUCUCUGAUUCUGUAUUAUGUAUAAUUUCAAACUGGAAGCGAAAGUCUUAAAUUGUCUCAAAAACAUUGAUGCGUAUGCCAUUGUGGGAUAGGAGCGGUAGUCUCAAACAAAUGAGGCUAACUUUCCCUUGCUCUGUUUCAAUCUUC